AUGUCUCUCAAUAUCCCGAACGCGCCCAACGCGGGCUUGUUCAAGGGAGGUUAUAACAACUACGACUCUGAAGAUGGAGCUGUUCUGCGCAACAUCGAUGCCUGCCGGGCCAUCUCCUCGACGGUCCAGACCUCGCUGGGUCCUUACGGGCGAAACAAGAUUGUCAUUAACCAUCUUCAGAAGAUGAUUCUGACCUCUGAUGCUGCAACCAUCCUCCGAGAGCUCGAUGUCGUCCACCCCGCCGCGAAGCUCCUAGUCAUGGCCAGUCAGCAGCAGGAGGCCGAGAUGGGCGAUGCGACCAACCUAGUCAUCGUUCUAGCCGGCGAGUUCCUCCGGAAAGCCGAAGAUCUUCUGCGGAUGGGUCUGAAGACGUCAGAUAUCGUUACAGGAUACGAGCGAGCACAGAAGUUCGCCCUGGAAGCUCUGGAGGAGCUUGUCGUUGACAAGGUACAAGACAUCAGAUCACAGGAGGAGCUCAGCAAAGCCAUCAGCACGGUUGUGGCCAGCAAGCAGAACGGCAACGAGGAGUUCCUCGCCGACCUCGUCGCCGAAGCUGUUCUUGCUGUCCUACCGAAGAACCCCGCCAACUUCAACGUUGACAAUAUCAGAGUCGUCAAGAUUAUGGGUGGCAGCUUGGAGCAAAGCAGAGUCGUUAAGGGCAUGGUCUUUCCUAAGGAGCCUAAUGGCAUCAUCAAGAAGGCCAAAAAGGCGAAGGUCGGCGUGUUCUCAUGCCCAAUCGACAUCAGUCAGACAGAGACCAAGGGCACCGUGCUGCUCCAUAAUGCUAAGGAGAUGCUCGACUUCACAAAGGGCGAGGAGACACAGCUCGAGACAGCUAUCAAGGAACUACAUGAUGUUGGCUUACGGGUUGUCAUUGCUGGAUCUACGGUAGGAGAGCUGGCCGAGCACUACAUGAACCGCUAUGGCAUUCUCUUCAUCAAGAUUCUCAGCAAGUUCGAGCUGCGAAGAAUAUGCCGAGUAGUCGGCGCAACUCCCCUGGCAAGACUUGGUGCUCCUAUGCCCGACGAGAUGGGCACUGUCGAUAUUGUAGAGACGCUCGAGAUUGGCGGCGAUCGAGUGACUGUGUUCCGACAGGAGGACGAGGUCACGAGGACGGCAACACUUGUUCUCCGUGGCGCAACCCAGAAUCACCUUGACGAUAUCGAGCGCGCCGUUGAUGAUGGCGUCAAUGUCGUCAAGGCUAUUACGAAGGACUCCAGACUAGUUCCUGGUGCGGGUGCCGCAGAGCUCCAGCUCGUGGACAGGAUACAGGCGUUCGGAGAGAAGACACCUGGCCUGGCACAGUACGCUAUCAAGAAGUACGGCGAAGCUUUCGAGGUCAUCCCAAGAACGAUUGCGGAGAGCGCAGGUCUUGAUGCCACCGAAGUCCUCAGCAGACUAUAUGCUGCCCACCAGAAGAAGGAUGGAAUGACUUUCGGCGUUGAUAUUGAGAACGAUGAUGGUACGGGUACGCUGGAUGCUAAGGAUGACGGUAUCCUAGAUCUGUUGAACACGAAGAGCUGGGCUAUCAAGCUGGCAACAGAGGCUGCUAGGACCGUUCUGUCUGUCGACCAGAUCAUCGUUGCCCGACAAGCUGGUGGUCCCAAGCCUCCAGGCCCGAACCCGAACUGGGACGAAGAUUAA
Molecule: messenger RNA, 1644 nt
Organism: Phaeoacremonium minimum UCRPA7
Lineage: Eukaryota; Fungi; Ascomycota; Sordariomycetes; Togniniales; Togniniaceae
Product: putative t-complex protein 1 subunit theta protein
Exons: 4
Coding region: 1-1644 (547 amino acids)
Biological process (GO): protein folding
Cellular component (GO): chaperonin-containing T-complex
Molecular function (GO): ATP hydrolysis activity; ATP-dependent protein folding chaperone; ATP binding
Source: RefSeq, a predicted model, not a curated record